This is a messenger RNA of Zychaea mexicana, 1124 nucleotides long. RefSeq lists its product as uncharacterized. Bases 107 to 928 code for a protein of 273 amino acids. The transcript is spliced from 4 exons. The record is from RefSeq and is a predicted model, not a curated record. NCBI's taxonomy places the organism in Eukaryota, Fungi, Mucoromycota, Mucoromycetes, Mucorales, Lichtheimiaceae.
GAGGAGAGGAUUCCAAAAAAAAACAUUAACAUAGUUGAAAGCUCUCCACUCUCCGCCUUUUUUUUUUCUCUCUUUCUUCCUUUUAAACAAACACACCAUUUCAACCAUGCUUCGUCAGCUUCGAUUGUUCUUCUUGAUCGCAUGUCUAUUAUCUGUACUGACCGUGUCUGCCGUCGAAUUCGAGAAGCGAGUGCCUCAAGACCCAGGACAACAACCUGCCGAAUCCGACAAUGCCUCACCCGCACCAGCUGAACCUACAUCUGCACCAGCAGCCGGAGGCUCGUCGGGUGGUGGUGCUGCACCACCGAAUACGGUCGCUGGAAGUCAACAACCCCAGGGCAAUCAAAGCGUAGCGUCAGGCGGUAGCAACAACCCUCUCUCGGGCUUACCCACCACAGGCUCAUUCGGCAACACCAUCUAUCCCGGCAUGGUAUCGUUUUUGGAACCCACAGGCAGCAAAUCAGUCUCGCCCCUCUACCGCAUCGACUCGCGAGAAAACGUCACUUUCCGUUGGGAAUUCGAGUCCUUGAAGGUACAACCUGUCAACUUGACCUUGGCUGCCGUCGGCCCUCAGUCGGCUACUUACACAAUCACUCAAAUGGGCGGUGCAGAAACCAGCGCUGUUUGGCACCUCUCGGACGUGCCUGCAGAAACCCCAUUGUUCAACGGCAUGUAUCAGAUCCAACUCUACGAUCAGCGUGGUGUCUCCGCGCAUGCCGAACCCGGUUAUAUGGCUCCCGCUACCCGUUUGACCAUUGCCUUUUACAAUCCAGAGUCCUAUCGACCCUUGACUGGAACCGACUAUUGCCCAACGUGCUUCUAUGAUGCUGGCAACAGGCUAUUGUCACAUUACUUUGGCGGUCUUGGAGUAGCAUUUGGUGUUGCAUGUGUUACUUCUUUCAUGUUCAUUUAUGGACUUCUUUACUAAAAAACAGCACACGCAUACGCAUCGCAUAACGCAUCAAACACACACCAUCCUCUCGUAAACAUAUUCACUCCAAACAACAGCAGCAACAACAACAACAACAACAAAGAAACAUUGUACUCUUUUGAUACCACUCCUCUUGUCUUUCCUUUGCACACACACACACACACACACACACAUUCUUAUAUUUUCCCUUCCU